UGAACCCAAGGCUGAAGUCCAGUUGUGACUGGGCAGGCUGGCAGGCGUUGUGCGAGGAUUUCGGUAAACUCUUACUGUAAACUCUGCUGUCGAAAGCACUGUUUGCAUUCAGUCAGUGAAGACUAAUACAGCAAAGAUUUUAUGUACUGGUAAAUGAUCUGAAGCUGAGUGAAGAAAAGGAUGAAGAGUUUGAGAUACUGGCUGCCAGUGGGGGCCAUGCUGCUUCUUAGUGUGGCUGGAGUCGACAUGAAGCAUCUCCAAGCUGAGAAUCUAAAUCUCAUCCCCCCAGAUCAGCAUAACUUGGUCUUGAACCCCGGAAUGAGAGUGCUGCCCAGAGACUGCUAUGAAAUGCUCAUGACGUCUUCAGGUACGGCCAGAGAUGGCGUGUACCUGAUCCAACCAGGCGAUUCCUCCAUUGUGGCUUACUGUGCCAUGCAGGAGGGGGGCUGGACUGUGGUGCAGCACAUCACCGUCAACAGCAGUGUGAGUUUCGAUCAAACCUGGGCUGAGUACAAGCAGGGUUUUGGGGAUGUAACUGGCGAUCACUGGCUUGGAAAUGAAUACCUCCAUCAGCUCACCAAUGGCCCCGGCCGCUAUAAACUGGGAGUAAAACUAGUCGACCGAAACGCCGUUACUAAGCUGGGGGAGUAUGACCCGGUUCUGGUAGAGGAUGAAUCAUCAGGGUACAGACUAAGGCUGGGGUUGUUUCAGGGCACAGCUGUAGAUGCACUGACCCUGGACACAGAGAACUACCUGCAUGACAACCAAAGAUUUACCACUAAAGACAGAGACAAUGACAACUAUUUCCAAAAUUGUGCAAAGCUGGAGUUUCAGGGGGUUCCAGGAGGAGGUUGGUGGUACGACGCCUGUGCUGGUGCCAACCUCAAUCGCAGAAAUGUCAUCUACUGGCAAAAAGACUGCAACAAGGAGCGACUGUGCAAGUAUGCUUGGAUGAUGGUGAGACCUUCAGACACAGUUAAACUAAUUCACAGUGGAGACUGUAAGAAAGAUGAACUGUGAGUAAGACACUCACAGGAUAUAUGAUGCUGCAUCACACCGGGUAUGAAGGCUAUCGAGUGUGAAUGUUUUUCGAUAUUUUUGAAAGGUUUUCUUCGCAUACGAACAUUCAAUUCACCACAUUUUAUUCAGAAAUGCAUGGACAUGAUCACAAAGUACUGACACAAACAAAACAUAAGUCACAAGCUCUGAACACAGUAUAAAAAUGCACAAUGGUUUAGCUCAAGCUUCGUUUCCAUCUUCACAAUAUAUUAAGCAAAGCAUCUUUUCAUUACCCAAAUCACAAGUGCAGAAUUCUGGUUUAUCACAGUUACAAAAAUGUGCUUUAUGACAUUUUAGCUUAUGACACAUGUAAAACACCUUUUAUAUUUCAACUCUCAUCAUAUGCUUACAGAACAUUUCACAAACAGCAUUUUUUUUGCCACAGUACACAACAAUUUGUCCAGAAAUGCCAUCAAAAUCAGAUGAUUUAGUUACAGUAAAUGAGAGAAAAACAAAUACUGUAACUCAAAGCUCGUAAAAAAAAAAGAAAAUAUCCUGAGGAUGAAGAAUAAUAAACAGAUCAUAAUCAAUAGUGUUUGCCAUUCCCAUUGUAAACACUGACAUUUUUUUGCAAGUUUGUAUUGUAGCUAAUUUAAAAGGACUAAAAAGCCUUUGUAGGGUUGGACUGCACAGAUUGGGAUUGAAUUAGUUUCAGUGUGGGGGUUAUUUAUUAAUUUUUGUGAAAUGAUUUUACGUUAUACCACUGAGAUUUUGCAGGAUAUCAAAUAUUUGUGAGAACAAUAAAGCUGAGUCUAUAUUCAUUCCUCUGACACAUGGCACUGGCAACAUAUGAGAAGGCUUUGAUUAUCAUCAAGUUACAAUCUUGACUUCGCAAGCAGAUUCUGACAUCAGGACGACACUCAUUAGCCCUUCCAAAGAAAGUAGCAAUUCAAAAAAGUGAAUUUCCAAUACAAACACAAUACAGUACCUACAAAAUGAAAUUUUUUUUUGUUUUUGGAUGUAAGAGCAUUAACUUCAGGGACACUGGCAUUUUGUCAUGUUUUUAGAACUCAAAUAAAGUUUAAAUUAUUAUUUUGAAGCAAUUUUUCAUGUUCUUUUCAUACCAGACUGUUUAAGUUGAAUAAACUGUGCAAUUAAAUAUGA
Messenger RNA from Labrus bergylta (ballan wrasse), 2163 nucleotides. RefSeq lists its product as uncharacterized. The record is from RefSeq and is a predicted model, not a curated record. NCBI's taxonomy places the organism in Eukaryota, Metazoa, Chordata, Actinopteri, Labriformes, Labridae.